GAACAUAUAACGGUCAAACAAUCUCAUCUUUCAUCUUUUCAAAGCUUUUGAGCCAUUAAACUUCCAACCUACUCUGGACGAGUUUCUGCAAGUUGCUCCUCAAAGUUCCUCUCUUACUUCCUUCCGUUGGUAUCUUAUUUUCCUCUAUAUAAGUGAAUCCCCUUAAAACCACCCAAAUCACACAGCGAAAACCCUUUAUAGCAGUUGGAUUUCUUUUCUUAUAUUUGGAGUGCCCGAACUGUUUGAUUCGAGCUAUAUAACAAUUCGACGUUACACUUGUUAGCUAAGCUAAUCUCAAAUGGCAAGUGGAAGAGAGCCAAUGAAGGUUGUGAUCAUCAACACCAAGUAUGUAGAGACGGAUGCUACAAGCUUUAAGUCCGUGGUACAAGAGCUGACAGGUAAAGAUUCAAGAGUUAUGAGCAAUCCACCAAAGCCAAAAAGCCGGUUUUAUAAAGAGCAGAUCAAUAAGAGGGAAGAAGAAAAAGGGAUUCCAGCAGCUGGGGUUGGAAAUUCUAGAGGCGGUUCGAUUUUGAUGAAGAAUUUGUCGUUCAAGGAGUUUGAUAGGUUGCUAAAGGAGAUGCCUCCGGUGGAUGAUCUGUUAUGGAAUAUGGACUGAAUAAAGUUCAAUUUCAUGGGGGCCUAAAUUAGUUGGAAUGGCUGCUAUAUUAUAUGCAGGGAUGCAACCGUUCUAAUCAUGGAUUUUAGCUACUCCUUUUAUUAUUCAUUCAUUGUUUUUGUUUCUAGCAUAUGUAUAGUAUAGAAUUAUUUGAUUAGCAUGCUGUAUAUCUUGUUCUCUCUUUCUUUCUAUUCUGCCCUUUUUCAUCUGAUAGAUAUGAGGCUUCAGCUCUCCAUUGUUCGCUAUGAAUCAUUGAUCAAGAACACUUGUGUUAAUCUUACUAUUUCUUCAUCAUGGUUAAGUUGCAAGCCAUUUUGAUUGUGAUUUCUUUGA
This is a messenger RNA of Theobroma cacao (cacao), 949 nucleotides long. RefSeq names its product VQ motif-containing protein. NCBI's taxonomy places the organism in Eukaryota, Viridiplantae, Streptophyta, Magnoliopsida, Malvales, Malvaceae. The record is from RefSeq and is a predicted model, not a curated record.